AUGCUAUGCCAACCGCACCUAUUGCGUCUGCGUGACAGCCGACAGAGCUUACACCACAUCUUUCGCCAUGCCGUGACAUAUCCUUCUCAGCGACUUCGCUAUGAGAGUCAUGUCUCCAGGAGUCCUGCCAGAGUAGACUCUAGAGACAAAGAAGCUGCGCGGAUGGAGGCUCUAGAAGCUGCACGGCUGAAGGCUCUGGAACGCCUUGAUCAACACAUCAAUCCGAACGACUUGUCGGCCACCCUCGAAGCACACCGAGACUCAAACCGCGCCUCUGUCAUUCGUAGACUAUAUACCCAAUCCGACCCCGAAGUCUUGCGCCCUUCCUUCUUGGACGACCGACUCCCCAUCAGAAAAAUAUGGGCGGGACAGCCACCUGAGACGCCGUUACGAGAGAAAGCAGACAAGUCCGGUCUGGCAACAUUCAACAAGAUCGUCACAAAGGCCUCUGACAAGGCAGACCCUGCCGCUACGUUCCAACUAAGGUCCUUGAAUCGAGCUGCAGAAGUUGCGAAGAGGGAGGAAGCAGACGAGUUGCGCCGGGAAAAGAACGCCGUCCAAUAUUCACAAUGGCGCGAUUUUCUUGCUAAGCACGAGAGUCCCCUAGAACCAGUGCCGGAAUACAACUUUGAAGACCGUGCUGCUUUCUUCGGAGUCCUGCGUAGAGUCUUUGUUGUCAUCCGUGCAGAGCAGGCUAAGCGAUCAACCACAUUGCCCAUCCCUGCUCUCGCGCAGACGGAUUUCUUGCAAUACGAGAGCUUUCCUCGACCCAUGCUUGCUGGCCUCAAAGGCUACCAUCGCCCGUUGGCCUGGGCUAUUCGACCGAAGAUCAAAAACUUCUCUUCGAAACAGUGGCUCGAUGCCGAAAUCGAAGCAUUCGCCGAAUGGAUGGAGAUGACUCGAUCAGAAAACGCCGCCAGAGCAAAGCUAUCCGAAAUCCUGAUCGAUCUGGUCAAACAAGCAGAUCCAGCUCUCCUGGCCCAGAAGUUCGGCUCUCAGUCGACGGGCCUUACAAUGCCAAACUCAGACAUUGACAUCCGUGUCGUUGAUUCGACGCUCGACCGUACUCCUGCGCCGAAUGAUAUCGACAAGGCCGCCAGAGCAGCAUUCAUAGGAGAACAGUUGGCAUCACGGAAACAAAAGAUGAUUUCCCAUCUCCGCACCAUUCAGUCCUUGUUAGACCAACACGAAGACUUUGCCGAUGCCGAAAUAAACGAAACGGCAUACUUUCCUCUCGUCAAAGCCGUCCACAAACCCACAGGCCUCAAAGUCCAAGUCGUGUCCACAAGAAACACACACGCCUCCCAAGAAGCCACCNAAAAAUAUCUCGCCGAGUUCCCACAACUGAAACCAAUCUUCUUGGUCCUGAAGACUGCUUUGAACUUGCGCGGUCUUUCAGAUCCAUGGACUGGCGGCAUUGGCUCCUAUACUCUGUUCAUGAUGUGUGUGGCAGCCCUAAAGCACCAAGCCGAGAAGCAAAAAGGGUCCAGAUUGAUAAGACCAGGCCCCUGCUUCAUUCACAUCCUUGACUAUUGGAGCAGAUUCGACACCAAGUUCUUUGCAUUGAGCGUCGAGCCUUAUCUCAGGUUCCAGAAGAAAUCGUUUCCGACCUGGGAGGAGAGGGAAGCCAGGAAGACGGAUCCGUCCCUCUGGGCACGUCACCGCAUCGCCUACCCCAUCGCCUACAAACCCUACAUGCUCCACCUCCAAGACCCCGCAAACCCAUACAACGACCUCGGCCGCAGCGCCCUCGCCAUCAAAGACCUCCAAGCAACCUUUAAACGACUCCACUCGGAUCUGACCUGGGAACUGCAAGAUCCAAAACGCAAAGACGAUGCGAGUAAUUUGCUCAAGAAUGUGGUGGGUAACAGUGAGAGGUACUUUGACGAAAUGAGGGUUCCGGUGGAUCUUUGGGGGGAGCAGUGGGUAGAGGAGAUGGAGAGGGGGCAGAGGGAGGUGGAUGGGUUGAGAGAGGGGUUGAAGAGGGUGCUUCUGUGGAUGUUUCGGAAGAGAAGGAUCCUGCCACGCAGACAUGACCUAAACCGUAUAUUACAAGACAAAGCUUUGGAAAUGCAUAAACAACUACAACAACAACAACAACAACAACAACAACAACCACAAAAGAACGGGACAGCAAAGGACAGCAAUAUGUUCGUUAUCAUGUGGGAUUUC
This is a messenger RNA of Aureobasidium uvarum, 2172 nucleotides long. NCBI's taxonomy places the organism in Eukaryota, Fungi, Ascomycota, Dothideomycetes, Dothideales, Saccotheciaceae. The record is from the annotation of a GenBank genome assembly.